AUGUUCAAGCAUGACCUCGAGGUCAUCGAUGCCCUUCGUCGCGAUGCAGUCAACGUUCGAGAACCGCAUCCUAGCGGGAUUAAGAAGCUACAGGCAUAUGCGGGUCAGCUUGUUUGGGUUGGAGGGAAGUUUCCGAUAGAUAUUGGUGCCGAGUUCUCUUGGUAUCCCGCUCUUGGAUAUAACACCGAUCGACCUAUGGUGCGGAACAACUUGAAGUACGAGCUCAUGAACAUCCUUUACAACCUCGCCUCUCUUUACUCCCAGCUUGCGAUUCAUACACCACGAGGCAACACCGAAGGUCUCAAGUCCGCAGCCAACUACUUCUCUCUCGCCGCCGGCGUUCUUACACACAUGCAAAAAGAGGUCCUCCCCGAACUACGAAUGUCCGAUCCGCCCGAAGACAUGGAUCAUGAUACCCUCGAGUCCCUAAGCCAACUACUCCUCGCCCAAAGCCAAGAGUGCUUCUGGCAGAAAGCCGUUAUGGACGGCUACAAAGAUGCAUCGAUUGCCAAGCUUGCCGCUCGCGUGUCCGAUCUGUACCAAUUUGCUGGAGACGCUGCUGUGAAGAGCGAUACUAUCAGCAGUGCGUGGAUCCACCAUAUGAGCGCCAAGCACCAUCACUUUGCUGCGGCUGCGCAAUACCGAGCAGCGUGCGAUUGUCUUGAGAAGAGAAAAUACGGCGAGGAGGUUGCGCGAUUGAAAGAUGCUGUUACUUGUGCGACUGAUGGUCUUAAGGAGGCUCGCAGUGGGUAUCUUGGCAAAGUUGUGGUUGAUGAUUUGAAUGGGUUGAAACGAAAGGUUGAGGAGGAUUUGAAGCGAGCCGAGAAGGAUAAUGACGUUAUUUACCUGAUCGCUGUGCCGCCCAAAUCGGAGCUCAAGAUCCUCGAUCGUGCAAAUAUGGCUGUUGCUCGAGUGCCUCCUCAAAUUGGAAACCCUUACGAGUACUUUGGCGACCGCGCCGAGUUUGGACCAGCCCUUUUCUCUCGCCUCGUUCCUUUCUCCGUACACGUUGCGACUUCCAUUUACGAAGAAAGACGAGACCGUAUGGUCAGCCAGAAUAUUAUUCAAGAGCUGGAAUCACUUACGGAAAAGAUUCACGAAGUUUUAGCGUCGCUUGGAUUGCCUGGAUCACUACAAGCUCUUGAGAAGCCUCUGGGUCUACCACCCAGCUUAGUUCAGCAUGCCGAGGAAAUUCGUCAAGCAGACGCUAUCAACAGAGUGCAUAAAAGCUUUGCCGAUAUCGAUAAACUACGAUCGGGGGAUAUGGCUAUUUUUGAAGAGGGUAAAGCCGCUUUAGCAGCGGAAGAAGAAGAGGAUCAAAGAUUACGGAUGAGAUAUGGCACAGACCGAUGGGUGCGACCUGAGAGCCGACAGGAUCCUCAAGGUGAAAAGCUUUGGCAGCAUGCUACCGAAAUUGAUAGCUACUUCCAGAGCAGUUUUAGCAGUGAUGCUCUGGUAAGAGAGAAGUUCGGCGCUGUUCAGGAUCUGCUUGCUAUUCUGUCAGGGUCUGAUCGAGACCUAAUGGACUCUGUGCCAUCCAGUCGACGAGUUGAUAUCCCCGAGACAUUGAAGCCAGCCAUAGGAAGACUCCGAAGCGCAUAUAAUGACGUUUUGCGUCUUGAGAGUCGUCGUCGCAAGAAGGUUGAGGCUCUGCGAGAGAACGCUCGUAGGGAUGACAUCAAGCCUGAUAUUCUCAAGGAAGCAGCUCGAUUAGAACGAACAUACCCUAACACGGCACUCGUUCCGGCGCACUUUGAAGAGUUCUUUGACAAGCGUCUAGACAAGUUAUACGAGCCCGAGGUUGAAGCGAUUGAGAAGGAAGCGCAAGACCAAGACCGUCUUCUGCAAGAUGUCCAACGGGUUAACCGCGAAUUCGAAGCGCAGAAACGACAAAUGGGCGAGCGAGGAAACCGAGAGCGUGAGAUGGCGUUGCAGAAGUUAGAUACCGCCUACUUUAAGUAUAAGGAGAUCAUCAACAAUCUGGAGGUCGGAAGGAAGUUCUACAAUGAUCUGAAUAAGAUUGUUGGACAAGGCUUCCGCGAUGUAAUUCGCAAUUGGGUUGCCCAGCGCCGCAUGGAGGCAAGGGCCUUGGAAGAGGAGAUUAGCAUGCCUACGUUGUCGAAUCUCAGCAUUUCUCACCAACAGGCGCAAGCUCAAGCUCAAGCCCAGGCCCAGGCACAAGCCCAGGCUCAGGCGCAAGCACAGCAAGCCCAGGCGCAAAGCCCAAUGCCUUCUCACCAGGAACCCUCACAUUCCUUUGCUCCACCGCAGCAACCCCCCCAACCCGUACAGAGCCCAGCACAGGCAAACAUUCAGUCUUGGGGGGAGACAGUACAGCAACCUAAACCAGUACAACCUCAGCAAGCAGCUCCUAUGGGCGCAAUGUGGAAUCCUGGCAUGGGUAUCAAGUUUGGUCAAUCAUCGGGUGGUUCCGGUCAACCUCCCCCUCCUGGAACGUGGAACCCCAACGCUGGAAUCAAGUUUGGUUAA
Molecule: messenger RNA, 2490 nt
Organism: Fusarium coffeatum
Lineage: Eukaryota; Fungi; Ascomycota; Sordariomycetes; Hypocreales; Nectriaceae
Exons: 4
Coding region: 1-2490 (829 amino acids)
Cellular component (GO): endosome
Molecular function (GO): protein binding
Source: RefSeq, a predicted model, not a curated record